AUGCGAGCGGUCGGGAUGGAGCUGCUUGUCACUCUCCUCUUGAGCUUCAUCCUCGCACAUCCUGCAGCAAGUCAGACGCUCUCAUGCACCAAGAAGAUGAAGCUCCGCGACAUCAUCGCCACUUCAGACCUACUCGAAGCCUCCGACAGCCUCGGGGAACUCGUCAAGUGCUUGAAGAUCGCGGUAGCCAAGGACAAGACAUCCUCUCAGCUAUGGCGGCGGUUGUCCUCUGCUGUCGUGAGAUACGAUGCUGUCGAGGCCUUGCGGCUCAUCGAGGAUGGUCUGGCUGCUGUCGAGCAGGCGAACGCCCCGGGCUCGGUUGGCCUGUGGGCCAUGAAGGCAGAAUUCCUUGACAAGCUCGGAUCGGACGAGCAAGCAGAGGCAGCAUACAAGGAGACCAGAGCGUUGCUUCCACAGUCAGACCUGACAUGCUACAAUCUUGGCUUCUUCUACAUGACCAGGAACAGGUAUGAUGAGGCUCUUGCCGCCUUUCUUGAGGCUGCGAAGCUCAACCCAAGAUCGGGACGGAAUGCUGAGGCUGUUGGAGCAGUCUACUUCGGCAACGGGAUGGAGGAGGAGGCGCUUCCAUGGAUGAGAAAAGCUGUCGAGCUCUCACCCGAUGAACCCAAUGCGAGGAUGAACCUUGCGAAUGCGCUGGGGAAAUUAGAGAAGUCAAACGAGGCUGUGCAAGCAUACAUGAAUGUGUUGAGGUUGGAUCCCACCAACGAGGACGCCGCCUGCAAGUACGCUUAUUUCAGUAUCCAGAACCCCCCGCACGCAGUUCACGACGGGAAGUACCGGAAGAUGUUCGUCGACUCGUCGGAGGCGCUGAGAGAGAUCAACCCGCUGUCGGACGAGGAGGCAGCAAAGAUGAUCCGAGACGACCAAAUCGACAUCCUCGUUGACUUGAUGGGAUACACGCACGGGGCGCGGGAGGGGUUGCUUGCAAUGAAACCAGGGCGCGUGCAACUCGGCUUCAAGGGCUACAUGAGCACGACAGGAGGAGAUUUUCUAUCCCACCUGGUCUCUGAUGCAGUUAGUGUACCUCCUGAGCUUGCUGUCUUUUACUCCGAGAAACAGCUGCAGCUCGGAAUGCUUUUCUCGUCCUCCACUCAUGCUAUCAAUCACCCGGAGAUGCUGUCCUCCAGUCUGAUCUCCCGUAAGGAAGCUGGUCUACCCGACAAGAUGUUUAUCUUCGCAUGCUUCAACACGCUCUACAAGAUAACUCCAACACUCUUCCUUGCAUGGCUCAAGAUCCUCAAGAACGUCCCCAAGAGGUUUCAGAUCCCCAGCCCAUUUGCAGUUGACAGCUCGCAGUGUCCUCUGGUUGCUCGAAGAACCGGCAGACGCGAAGGCACACUUAUGCAACUUUGCACGCGAAAGAGGAGGUUGAAGGAGGAGGCGCUGGUGGUGAUGGUGGUGGUGGUGGUGGUGGAGGAGGACGAGGAAGAAGAGGAGGACGAGGACUCAUCAAAAGUUCCCCUUGAGAAACAUCUGCAGGUGAAGGCGAACGCAGACUUGUUUCUCGACACACCCAUGUACAACGCUCACUCAACAGCCGCCGACGCCUUAUGGGCAGGCGUUCCCGUCCUCACGCUUGCGCGAGAGAAGAUGGCCGCACGAGUGGGAGCCUCACUUGCUCUCAGCCUGCACAUGCCUGAACUCAUCGUCAGGAACAUGGAGGAGUAUGUGAGCGUAGCGACCUUGCUGGCUAGGAGGAGGCGGAAACUGCAAAGAAUCAGAGAGAAGCUUCUCAGGAUGCGGAAGGAUAACAAGGUCCUGGCAUGCGCGGGAGGAAGUGACAGGAGGUGA
Guillardia theta CCMP2712 is the source of this 1812-nucleotide messenger RNA. RefSeq lists its product as hypothetical. Gene Ontology annotation, molecular function: protein binding. NCBI's taxonomy places the organism in Eukaryota, Cryptophyceae, Pyrenomonadales, Geminigeraceae. The coding region runs from base 1 to 1812 and encodes 603 amino acids. The record is from RefSeq and is a predicted model, not a curated record. The transcript has 14 exons.